Molecule: messenger RNA, 351 nt
Organism: Triticum turgidum subsp. durum (durum wheat)
Lineage: Eukaryota; Viridiplantae; Streptophyta; Magnoliopsida; Poales; Poaceae
Source: the annotation of a GenBank genome assembly
AUGGGCAACGCCGGGAGCGCGGGCGCGCCGGAGCAGGCCAAGAAGCCGGAGGAGGCCGACGGCGUGGUCGGGGCCCCGCCGUCCACCGUGCGGUUCUUCCCCGCCGCCGCGCAGCACACGGCCAGGCAGCCGCCGCCGAUUAAGCUCGAGGGGGAGGACCUGCCGCCGCCGCCGCCCACGACCGCCGGCGAGGGCGUCGAUGAGGACAUGGCCGCCCCCCGCAACCUCUGGCAGGUGUACGCGCUGGGAGCGUUCCUCGUGGCGCGAUGGGGCUGGGCCAAGUGGAAGGAGAGCAAGGACCGAGACGACUCCGAGGAUGGCCAGUUGCCGCCACCAGCUGCUUCAUCCUAG